UCUUUUUCUUUUUUAUUGGUACCAGGGAUCGAACUCACCACCACACACUUGCAAGGCAGGCACUUAUGCCAUUAAAUCCCCAGCCCCUCUUCAGCCUCUUUUAUAAAACUCGGACCUCCCUAACUCCAAAGAAAUCUGUCUUCUGUCCUGAUCCUAGGGUCUUCAAGGGGUAAGCUACCUUUGUCACUUCUACAUGUUUCUUAAAAGAACCAUUGUCUUACAUAAGAAGAAAACUUGAAUGAAAAGAUUACUAAUUUACUAUUUAAAUAUUCAUCAAAUAUUAAUUAAGCACCUACUGUGGCUGAGGCUUACUCGGUAGCACUUGCCCUUCUCCAGGCUCUCAGAAGGAUGUUGAUUUAACUAUGUUCUCUCGUAUCCUAGCAACCAGAAACUGAUCUGUGCUCUAGCCAGGACAGAGGUCAUUUCUCCCUGACUGCUAGAACUUGCAGCCUCCCCAAGCCUCUGAAGACCUGUCUGUGCAGCUGUUUAGGACCACUGAAACCAUCAGUUUUUCCCAAGAACCUCAACCCUACUGACCCACCGCCCAAGUAAGAUGAGCUUCUCCCUCACAUUCACUGAACUGGUCAACAUUGCUAUACCACAAUGUGGGGUGGUGAACUUUAAAGCCCUGCAUCUUCUGCUCCAGGGCAUCCUGGAGCACAUAAAAAUGGCUGAUCUCAAGAAGGUCCUCUCAGGGGAUGAGGACUUUCUGCAGACCUCACAGGUGGUGGUCAUGCCCAGGGAAGGAGAUGCCCAGCCUAUCCUUAGUCCUAUGAAGCGGCUCAGCAAUGUCUUUGACCAUGUGGUGAAUCGUAUUGACAAGAUAGAGAACCAGCUGGCUGUCCUGCAGGACCUGCCCUCUACCACCCAGCUGCUGGAGGGCAGCCAGGGGACUGUCCGACCCAUCCAGGAUGUGUGGCAUCUGAUCAAGCUGAGGAAGAUGGUGGAGGGCAAUGAAGAAGCCACCACAAAGUCCAUACAGAUCCUGCAGGAUUUGCUCACUGAUCUUUCUACACUCAAGGCCACAGUUGGAGACCUGAGGAAGGACGUGGACAUGCUAAAGGAUGUGUUCGAAAAGGUACCCCUAGAAAGACUGGAUCUCAUCUCUGAAGACCUGAAAACUCUGAACCGACAGAUGAUUGUUCUGAAGCGUGAAAUGAUGUCUCUCCAAAAAAAGCUCCAUGCUGUCCCUAGCUCUGAAGAUGUGGUGUUCUGGAGUAGCCUCCAUGAGGCCAUGUUCACCCCAGCGAGUGGAGGAGGAGGACCUGGGGCAGGUGCAGCAGGGGGAGCUGCCCAGCUGCGUCAGCCCCUUCUUCCUCAGAAGGCUGCUUCACAAGAGCUGGAGCUGUCCAACAUGUGGCAGACCACGGAGCCACCCCCACAGGCUGCCAUUGCCCAGACCCAGAACAUUGAAAAGGUUGGUCACCCCCAUGUUCCAGAGCCUAUCCAAGGCCUCAGGAUUCUACAGGCUCCCUGGCACUCUGACAUCCAGGUACCCUUAUCAGACCAGGAAUCUGUCCAGGCACUUCCAUCCGGCAGUGCCAAGGAGCCAGGCCAGCCUCAGGCCCUCAUCACUGGGUCUGGGUCUGUAGUUGGACCUGCAACUGAACCUGAACCUGAAACUGUGCUGGGACCAGAAUCCCAGUCCCUGGCUACACCAGGUCCCCCUGUGACACCUGAGUACACACCAGCACCUUUGGUUACCUUUGGACCUGGGAUUGGCCCUUUGCCUUUCUUGGAUGAAGGUUUAGUCCAGCCUAGCACAAGUCCAUCAGGUACCCUGCAGUCUUCUCAGCUCCAGCCCUUCAGGGCACCGCCUCCAGCUCGGGAAUUUGGAUCAGCAUGGCCUCCUUCACUGCAGGCUGUUCAACUUCUCAAGAGAAAGUCCCACCAGCUCCCCAUGAUUGAAGAAAAGGGGGGAAAAUAUUAUGUGAAACACACUUGGGAGGGAUCUCCCAAAGAUGAGGCACCAAAAGAAAAAGACUUCCAGGAUGUGGUCCCCAAGGAUGGGGUCCCUAGGGACAGGGCCCCAGAAGUAGGAGCUAAGGACCCCAAGUCUGCCCUGCAUCGGCUGAAAACCACCGUUGCCACAGCCACUGCUGCUGCUGCUGCCUAUGCAGCUGCUGCAACCUCAGCAGCCCAGACAGCCAGGGCCGCUGCAAAGGUGUUGGAGGAAGCCCCUGCCACCAAAAUGGCUACUGAGGCAACAACUAUGGCAGCGUCUGGGCCCUUCGUCUUUGCAGAUAUUGUAGGGGCAGGGUUUUCCCAUGGAGCUCUAGACUCCACAGCCCUUGGCACUGACGGUGAGAAGCAGGAAGACCAUGUGACAGGCUCUAAAGCAGUCUCUCCCCUAUCCACCAUGGGCCUUGGCAUUUAUGACUCAUCGCUGUCCCAGAGUAUGCUAGCUGCCACACAGGCCGUAAGCCCUGAAGACAAGAAGAAAGCCGUCAAGCACUCCAUGAGCCACAUAGCCCAAAUACCCAUUAGACAUGACAACUUGAAAGAAGAGUUGGCCCAGCUGUCAUCUAAUUUGCAACAGCGCUUUAAUUAUCUAGCUGACAUGGGAGGUGCUUCCAGGUUUGGAACGGCAGUAGACCUACUGGAGGAAAAGAUUAUCAGCCUCCAGAAAUCCAGGCAAAAGGAGGAAGAACUUGAGAGAAUUUGGGGCACCCAAAUAGAGGAAAUGAAGAAUCGCUACGUAGUGCUGGACAGGGCAGUGGAGAAGAUCCAGACUCGCUUGAAUGACUUAAAGACUCUGCAGACUCAAAUUAAAUCCUUGGAGCAGAACAAGGCAAAUAAAAGCACCAUGGAGCAGGAGCUGAAAGAAAAAGCCGACAGGAGCGCCCUGGCAAGCAAGGCCAGCAGGGCUGACCUGGAGGUGGUGGUGACAGAGCUGAACAGCAUGAUUCAGAGCAUGCUCUUGAAGGUCUCGACCAGUGAGGAUAACUGGAAGAAGUCGGUAAAGCAGCUGAGGAAAGACAUGGCCACCAAGCUGGUACCCAGUGACCUGGACGCUCUGAAGAAAGAAGUGGUCGAGAUCUGGCAAGCAGUCAAGAAGCUGAUGAUGGAAAGCUUCCGAUUUGACCCAGAUCAUGCUGCAGGCUUUAAGAGGCAACUGUUUGAGCAAGUGAAGUGCAUAUCUUGCGACCGGCAGGUGGAGAUCAUGACCUGUCCGCAGCUGAUUACCAUCCGCAGAGCCCACCUGUUGUCGAGGCUGCGGCCAGCCAGUGCCAACAGCUAUGAGUACCUGCAACGGCAGCAGAUGAGGGAACAACACCAACUGCACUUCCAGCAUCUCAGCACAACAGAGGACAGCUUCGACCCCUUGAGCUCCCACCAGGACUGGAAUGACGGCCCCCGAAAUGACCCCAACCUCAAGCUCAAGUCAUACAACCUGUCAACUCUCUAUCCUUAUGGAGAUCCCCAAGUGAUAGACUAUGAUACUGCUGAGGUGGACAUCCUGGGAGUGGACGGGAUCUUGUACAAAGGCCGAAUGACCAACCAGACUGGGACUCGACUCUUGGCCACUGGAGAGAAAGAACCAGCAGUUAUGAAGAUUCCAUGUCCCCCAGGUCAAAGUCUGUGUGAUCGUGUGCGCUCUAGUGCCUUAGUUGGUGCCAUCUAUCCCCCCCAGGGGCCUCACACCAACACCACCUCAACUGUCUCGGGCACUACUGCCGCGACACUGCCUCAACAACCAUCUCUGCUGCCCCUGACGCUGCUGCCGCCACUCAUUCCAACCCCAAGGGACCCACAACAGACCCCACAGUUCACCAGGCACUUAAGAUUUCCACACACUGAGUCCGGAGCCAGCAUGCGGCUUGUGGAGGAGCCUGACAACCUAUGAGCUCUACUCCUUUCUCCUACUGGGUUCCCUCCAUGGCCCCUGGGGCCCUGUGACUGGCCUAAGAAAUGAGCUAGGGGCCCUAGACCCAGGAGAGGGGUCUGCAUCUAUGUAAGGAAGUCCUCAUGUUGAUCCAGUAGUUGCUUUUAAAACUCUAUGUAUAUAAAUAACAAACAACACAUUGACAUUUUCAUAUAGAAUACAGCUCUCAAGUGCAUUAUCCACUGAGUCAAUGGAAUUCCUUAACCAAGUUUUGACACAACAGCAUUAAAGUGGCUUUAAAACCAUCCCUCUCCUUUUUAUUUCCUUGCAAUGCUGUCAUCAGAUUCAGUUCCCAUUACAGUUCUUGCCUCUGUGCCUCUUACCUGGGAGCCAUUAUUUCUAUUAAGACCAAUUUUCCCAUGGCAACCAAAUUUCACUGUGUGCAAUCUUUUUUGUGUUGAUUGUUCUACUGGAAAUUAUUCCUGUGAAUUGGAUUGUUCCUUUUCAUUUCUUGGGCUGACCCACAAGGAAACUGGUACAAUGCCCCUGGAGUAUUCUAGAAUUGUGGGGCUACCUACUAGCAAUUUCUCCUGCUUAUAGCCCACACAUGUGCUGGGGAAUAGAGCAAACCACGAGGUUGCAAAGUCUUCACUAUGACAAUUUACUAAUCACUCUUAUAACAUAAAGCAGGGGUCUCUCCCCAUGCCCACCUUCCGUGGGGUCAUGGACUAGCUUUAUCUCUUUCCAUUUUGAUUGUUUACCUAUCUUUUCCUCUUCUCAAUCUCUUUUGAUUUUCUCAUUUCCUUGUUCUACUGAGUUCUGCUCUUUCCUUUUCUACCGUCAAUAGUUCUGUUCUAUUUCACAGAGACAAAACAGCCUCCCUCUGCAAAGGUUAGGAGUGUAACCACCUCCUCAGUUCUCACUAAACACUGAAGUGAGUCAGGGGAAUUGGUGGCUGGUGACAAGAGCUGUUCGGGAAUAAGCUGGAGAAGGGAGGACUCUGGGCAGGACUAGGAGCCCCCAGGCUCUGCCAGGGGCAGGUAUGGAAGACGAACCCAUGCCUGGGAAGCUAUCAGUGCCUGAGGAUGCUGUUUGCUCAGGAUUCCUAACAGUUCCCAAAGCCCCUCCACAACUAUGACCAACACUAGAUGACUUGGUUUUUUAUUUGCUUUUGUUUUGUGGUACUGGAGACUGAACCCAGGGCCUUUGCACUGCGCUAUGUCCCUAGUCUAUUUUUAUAUUUUGAGACAGAAUCUAACUAAGUUGCUAAGUUGCCCAGGCUGUGCUCAAACUUGUAAUAUUCUUGCCUUGUCCUCUCAGCUGAUUGUUUUCUUUCUCCAAGGACUCUGUCCAAAUGACGCCAAGCUCUUCCUGACCCAGGUAUUCCUCAAUCCAUGCUGCCUUUGGCAGUGGCACUGGCUGGUAUAUCCCAAACCCCUACCUCCAGUCACAGAUGAGUAUUUUUGGCAACUGCUUCCCAGAAUAAAAUCUUCCUCUUGUCUGACUAUAGAUGAGGUAUACUAUUCAGAGGGUGACCUCUCCCUGUGCACAAAUGGGACUUGCUGGUCCCUUCUCUAGUUGCCACUCCAAGCUCAGCCUCCUAGCAACUGUGCCCAGCUCACCCAGGUGAAGGGUCAGCAAAACUCACAAUAAACCUUCUUCUUCCA
Messenger RNA from Cavia porcellus (domestic guinea pig), 5493 nucleotides. RefSeq names its product chromosome unknown C16orf96 homolog (gene CUNH16orf96). The coding region runs from base 554 to 3847 and encodes 1097 amino acids. NCBI's taxonomy places the organism in Eukaryota, Metazoa, Chordata, Mammalia, Rodentia, Caviidae. The record is from RefSeq and is a predicted model, not a curated record. The transcript has 15 exons.